GGCGGCGGCAGCGUCUCACGGAGGCGGUGGCUUCACUUUCCAGGACUCAGGGGCGGCCACAGCGGCAGCCGCGGGCAGCAGCCUCGGGAGCCGGAGCUGGAACGGCCGCGGGCGGCGGUGGCGGCGCUGAGGGAUCUAAAAUGUCCACUGAGGCACAAAGAGUUGAUGACAGUCCAAGCACUAGUGGAGGAAGUUCUGAUGGAGACCAACGUGAAAGUGUUCAGCAAGAACCAGAAAGAGAGCAAGUUCAGCCCAAGAAAAAGGAGGGAAAAAUAUCCAGCAAAACAGCUGCUAAAUUGUCGACUAGUGCUAAAAGAAUUCAAAAGGAACUUGCAGAGAUUACGUUGGACCCUCCUCCCAACUGUAGUGCUGGACCCAAAGGAGACAACAUUUAUGAAUGGAGGUCAACUAUAUUGGGACCCCCAGGAUCUGUCUAUGAAGGAGGGGUGUUCUUUCUUGACAUUACCUUUUCACCAGACUAUCCGUUUAAACCCCCUAAGGUUACCUUCCGAACAAGAAUCUAUCACUGUAAUAUUAACAGCCAAGGCGUCAUCUGUCUGGACAUCCUAAAGGACAACUGGAGUCCAGCCCUAACAAUUUCUAAAGUUCUCCUCUCCAUCUGCUCACUUCUUACAGAUUGCAACCCUGCUGACCCUCUGGUGGGCAGCAUUGCCACACAGUACAUGACCAACAGAGCAGAGCACGACCGGAUGGCCAGACAGUGGACCAAGCGGUAUGCCACAUAGGGGCCUGCUGCUUGCUGCCCCCGCCGGACCUGUGCAAGCACAUUCACCAAGUGCAUCAAUAGCCCUACCCACCCCUCGGGACCUCGGUUCUUAUUUUCUUAUUUUUAUUAAAUUCUGAAUCUUUUUCUGAUGGUAUGUCAUCCAUCCCCCACUCCUUUCUCCCUCCCUCCUCUUCCUCCUUUUCCUUCUCUCUUCCCUCCACCCCCCCCACCCCUGCCUUCUCAGUUUAUUUCCUUUUUUGAUUUCUAUUAACUUGAAAGAUUUGGGGUUUUUUUUCCCAUCUUAACAUGGAAUGGGAACUUUUGUUUUCAGUGCAAACAAUGUUGGAUCUGUAAUAGUAAGAGCUUUCUUACAAAGCUUUGUAUUACUGUGUGGUUUUGUUUUUUGUUGUUUUAUUUUGAUUUUUUUCCUUUUAUGUGAUCUUUGGGAAAACACGAAUUCAGAAUUAUAUCUCAUUUCUACUUAAAUGUAGUGCUUAGGGUUAAUUUUUUGUACUGAAGUCUUUAUUGGUGGGUGCAUGCUACUGGGAACAAGUUUUUUGUACAAAAGCUUCAAUCAGAAUCACUGUGCAUUACUGAGACUCUGUUUAUCACUAGCCUUCUGUCCCCCACACAGAAGACUGUUGGAUUGAACAAAAUAAUAUGUAUUUUGAUUUACUUAAAGUGCUUGUAAAUUUCUUAGGGACCUGCCACUUUUGACUGUGGAUCAGUUGAUGUACACUUGUAUUAUUAAAGCACUCAAUAAAUCACUGUGGCUGAUAAAUG
Messenger RNA from Mirounga angustirostris (Northern elephant seal), 1510 nucleotides. It is a transcript of the gene UBE2E2, whose product is annotated as ubiquitin conjugating enzyme E2 E2. The transcript is spliced from 6 exons. Bases 141 to 746 code for a protein of 201 amino acids. Gene Ontology annotation, molecular function: ISG15 transferase activity; ubiquitin conjugating enzyme activity. Gene Ontology annotation, cellular component: nucleus. The record is from RefSeq and is a predicted model, not a curated record. Gene Ontology annotation, biological process: ISG15-protein conjugation; protein K48-linked ubiquitination. Lineage: Eukaryota; Metazoa; Chordata; Mammalia; Carnivora; Phocidae.